CUCCUCUCUUCUCAGCUCUCCCUGCUCUGGUGCCAGAGCAUCGCAGCUCCGUCUCUGAGUCAGGAGCAGCCCCUGUCCGAGCACAGAGCAGGCUGCUAGGAAGGCACAGGAGAACUGACAGCAUGGGGAACUUCCUGCUGAGGGACAACAGGUGGCAGCAGAACACUCAAGAGAUACCCUGGAAUCUGAGAAACCAGAGCCCCAGACAGGGAGCAUCCAGAUGCUGGGACUGCCACAUCGCUCAAGGGUGUUUCUGCCUUCCGUGGAAAAAAAUGCACAUUUUUAAAGCAAGACAAGAUUCCCCAAAGCAAAAUGAAGAAACAUCAUCUUCUCCCUUCCAGGAGGAGAAUGUUGACCAGAGCUCCGUGGAGGAUCUGUGCUAUACCCUCAUUGAUCACAGCACCCCUGCGAGAAGGCCAAUAGGCACCCCUGCUGAGGAGUGCUAUGAGAACGUUUCCCUCAAGACCGAGAGGCCCAGAGAGUCAUUGGGAGGAACGGAGACUGAGUACUCACUUAUUCAUGUGUCUUCUACUCCUGGCCAUCCAUCCUCCUCAGAAAAUGAAUAUGAACUUCUCAUGCCCAGCAGAAUCUUCUCUCACUCCCUGCAACAGCCACAUCCACUUAAACACCCUUCUCAGGCUCAGUUUUCCCGUUUAAAAUAAAUGGUUGCACUAGCACUUACCAGCAAAUAAAAGCCAGAGGUAGAACUCUGGUUGAAACAGGCAUGGGACACAAAGACCUGCCGGCUUAACUCCCUGCAAACAUACACACAACAGCCCUUUCUACAGGGGUCUGUGGAACGUGGUUUACAAGGGCGUUUUAGAUUCUCCUCAUUGUCCAACAUGCAAUGUCCAACUAUCAUGAAAAGCCACUUUUUGAGAAGUGACCACCUCUGGUUCAGUGACUCUGCUCAGUGGUGAGAGGGACUCCCUGGUCCCCUGCUCCUCUGUUCAGUUUCUUCUUCUAAAUGUCCACAUGAUUGUCUUCUGAAGUCACAAGGCAGCUUCACCAAUCACACUAUGUGUACCCAAAAGGGGGGUACUCAUUUCAUGCAUUUGUGGGCCCAGCUCCUCACUCACAGACUUUGGGUGGGUGCCUGUGGUGCUCCUCUCACUCUAUGCCUCUAAGCAAUGUCUUUUGCAUAGCAUCCUUAGACUCGUUGGCCCUGGUGGCUUGGUUGGUUAUGUGGGUUAAAUUAGUAAAUUCCAGGCCAGGUUUUUAUAAAAUUACUUAAUAUAAUUUUAAUCCAUAUUUUUAUAACUUUAUAUUUUUCCCUAGAAAUAUUAGGAAAAUCAUAGCAUCAGAGAAAGAGAGUAGAGAGAUUGUUGGAACUCCUUCAAUCCCACUAUCUUCUAUAAGCUCAGAGAGGAAAACUAGCUCAAUGUAAUGCAAGUGAGUCGCAAAAUUUUAUCUAGAGACUGAUUUCCUGACUUCCAGUUCAGUGCUCUUCCAAUGUACUACAUAGAAGAGCCUCUACUAUGUUGUAUAUGUGUGUGCUAAAUAAUAUGUCAUGUAUAAACUAUGAAUAAAGUGUCCACAUGGGAAAAUCUCUCUCUCUCUCUCUCUCUCACACACACACACACACACACACACACACACACACACACACUCCUCUAAUGGGCACUUCUCCCUAUGUCCUUAUUUAUUUUCCUUCAUCUUUUUUUUUAGUGCUCCUAGAAUCGUCUAUUCCCUAAAACAGGAGUCAGUACACGAUGGCCUGUUUUGGUAAAUAAAAUGUCUCAUUG
Messenger RNA from Sus scrofa (pig), 1745 nucleotides. It is a transcript of the gene GCSAM, whose product is annotated as germinal center associated signaling and motility. Gene Ontology annotation, biological process: regulation of B cell receptor signaling pathway; negative regulation of lymphocyte migration. The record is from RefSeq and is marked validated. NCBI's taxonomy places the organism in Eukaryota, Metazoa, Chordata, Mammalia, Artiodactyla, Suidae.